Polistes dominula (European paper wasp) is the source of this 690-nucleotide messenger RNA. RefSeq names its product Ubiquitin carboxyl-terminal hydrolase (gene Uch). Gene Ontology annotation, molecular function: cysteine-type deubiquitinase activity. Lineage: Eukaryota; Metazoa; Arthropoda; Insecta; Hymenoptera; Vespidae. The record is from RefSeq and is a predicted model, not a curated record. Gene Ontology annotation, cellular component: cytoplasm. Gene Ontology annotation, biological process: protein deubiquitination; ubiquitin-dependent protein catabolic process.
AUGGCUGCGUGGGUACCAUUAGAAUCAAAUCCCGAGGUUAUGACAAAGUUUUUGCAUAAAUUGGGUGUUCCUGAUCAAUGGAGUAUAACUGACGUCUAUGGUUUAGAACCAGAUUUAUUGGCAGUUAUUCCAAGACCAGUUUUGGCCGUUAUUUUGCUUUAUCCUGAAUCAGUUAAGACUGAAAUACAAAGCAAAGAGGAUGAAGAAACUAAAUCUAAGGAUAAUGGAACGGAUAGACCGGAUGGGGUUUAUCACAUGAAACAAAUUAUUUCCAACGCAUGUGGUACGAUUGCAUUAAUUCAUAGUGUUGCAAAUAAUACGGAAGAGAUACAUUUAAAGGAUGGAUUUUUAAAAUCGUUUUUGGACGAUUCAAAAGAUCUUUCUUUUGCUGAACGUGGAGAACUUUUGAUUAAAACUCAGGGUAUCAUCGAUACUCAUAAAGAAUCUGCUCAGGAAGGACAAACGGAGGCUCCGGAAGAGGAUAGUCCAGUGUACUAUCAUUUUGUUGCAUUUAUACGAAAGAAUGAUAAGUUGUACGAGUUAGAUGGUCGAAAACCUGCUCCUGUCGAUCAUGGACCAACUACACGAGAAACAUUAUUGGAAGAUUCUGUUCGUGUUUGUAAAGAAUACAUGGCACGUGAUCCAAGCGAAAUGCGUUUCACCGUUGUCGCCCUUGCCGCCAGUUAUUAA